AUGAAUGACUCAAGAGAAAGCAAUUUAACCGCCACUCCCAAUAUUUCGUUCUACAGGAUGGAAUAUAAAAUCGUGCUCUCAGCCUUUCUGGGUCUUAUCAUUGUUGUGUCUCUACUGGCAAACAUCUUGGUUUGUUUGGUCAUACUAAGCACCAGGCCUCUGCGGCAAUCCAAUGACGCGUGCUUCGUAUUAUCCGUCGCAGUUUCGGAUUUCUUGACCACAUGUUUGGUCAUGCCCUUUGAUCUGGAAUUCAUCGUUUCAGACAGCACUGAAUGGAGACAUGGAGAAAUCAUGUGUAAUGUUUUCACCACUGCAUACCUUCUCACAGUUCCUACAUCUAUUCUUAGCCUUUUGGCUUUGAGUGUUUACAGAUACGUUAAACUUAAGAACCCCCUCGAUCAUCUAAAGCUAUCACCACUGAUAACCAAGCGACGUGUCAUGGCCAUCACCAUUAUCCUUUGGAUUUACUCAAUGCUUUUCGCGCUCACCCCAGUCUUCUCGUCGAAAGCUAUCGGGGAACAAAAAAGAGUCAAAAAUGGAUAUUGUCAUUUCACGUUUUCUUGGAUAUAUUCAUUUGUGAGUAACAUAACAAAUUUUCUGAUUCCGGUCUUGUCAUCUUGCCUGAUUCACUACAAAAUAUACCGCAUCGCGAUCAAG
Messenger RNA from Porites evermanni, 657 nucleotides. NCBI's taxonomy places the organism in Eukaryota, Metazoa, Cnidaria, Anthozoa, Scleractinia, Poritidae. The record is from the annotation of a GenBank genome assembly.